GAGAAACUGGUGCUUCUUGGGAGGCAAGUACGGGAAGAAUUGAUUGAAGGUCAAGUGGUCAGUGACGAACUCCUUGUCGAAUUGAUCUUCGAAGAAAUAAGACAUCUGCCAUCGGGUGUUGGUCUUCUGUUCGACGGUUUCCCGGCCACCCGAUGCCAGGCCGACUUGCUCGAGAACCGAUUGACCAUCGGUCGGAUUGAAGAUGAACAUUUGAGAUCUGUUCAGGGCUCCGCCGAUGACAUGGUCACCGGCUGCCAGAGCUCCAGCUGUCUGGAGGACAGUUUGGUGAAGUCAGAUUCGCCAGCAGCCCAGAAAGAUGACAAUUCGCAAGCGUCAUUCAAUGAGGUCCAGGGGCAAACGGCACAAACGUCCAUUCCGCCCGCUCCAUUUCGGUCUUCAUCACCUUCUGGCCAGGCGUCAAAUGGUACCGCCGACCAGACAACAGAGUCGAUGGUAAUUCAUACCGCCUCUGCGGUUGAGCGGAGAAUCGGCCUCGACCUGGUGGUAUGUCUCGACGUGUCCGAUGAUACUGCCAUAUACAGAGCGUCCAAGUUGAAACCGGCCGUGGAUGAAACGGCAUUCGACGACCAAGUCGACACAUUCGAAGGGUCAACUGCAUUUAGUGGAUCGAAAGAGUUGGCAGAAGGCACAAGCCUAUUGUUGGCUCGACUGUCACAUUUCCACACAGCCUGGCCCAGCUUGGCCAAGCUGUAUGCCGCGGUGGACCAGCCGAGCAGAAUGGUACUUUUGGAUGGUGAAGUCAAGGUGCCCACCACGCAUUCUGCGUCAGCAAAACCUCUUUCCGAAGCCGAUGUAUGUGAACUGACGGACGCUUUCAUUGAUCAACUGUCAACAAAGGUCAAAGAGACGAUCCAGCAAUUUCUGACACUUCGACAGGAGCAACGAGACCUGGAGGCACGACUGGCCUACGAGGCUGAGCAAACUGCUAGUUUGGACAGGGCGAAUGCAGAGGCGGAGAUGCAGAUUUCCGAAGUGAUCAGUCGCAGUUCAUCGUCGCAGGAGAAAGGCGCUGAAGGACAGCCACAUGAAGAUCAGCCACCGGCGGUGGCGAUGGCUGAAGCUGAAAAGGCUCAAACAGGCGGCCCAAGAAGUGCCGGUAAAUCGCGACUACCACCAAACUCCAAGUCUCCCAAGGCUGGAGAAACUUCGGCUACCAAGUUGGCACAUGCAGGUAGGGCUAAAGAGUUGACUGCGCAAGUCCAUUACGAUGCUCUCAUUUUUGCUGUCACCUUAUCAUUAUUGAGAGGUUUUUUUGUAGUCAAUAGGCUUCGAGACGUAGUUAAGCUAGCUCUCCUCCCUUUUGUAUGGCACAUUUAUCCAUCCUGCAGAGCUGUAUCUUCGCAUUGCAUCCUCUCUCAGCCAAAAUGUCUACCUGGCCAAGUUUGA
This is a messenger RNA of Protopolystoma xenopodis, 1407 nucleotides long. NCBI's taxonomy places the organism in Eukaryota, Metazoa, Platyhelminthes, Monogenea, Polystomatidea, Polystomatidae. The record is from the annotation of a GenBank genome assembly.